Messenger RNA from Didymodactylos carnosus, 246 nucleotides. NCBI's taxonomy places the organism in Eukaryota, Metazoa, Rotifera, Eurotatoria, Philodinida, Philodinidae. The record is from the annotation of a GenBank genome assembly.
AUGAUGAAAACCGUAAGUUUGUCACUGCUCUGUGUCAAGAUUGAUUCAAAAAAUAAUUGGGUUGUUUUAUUUGUUUCAUCUUCUUUCGAAGCUUCCAAAAGCAUGUCUAAAGGUUUAAUAACAAUGUUUUUAAAAUUUGGUAUACUACAUCGACCGACACUAAUAAAUGGAUCGGAUACUAACGUAUUAAAUGAUUUACAAGAUCGAGGUUUAAAACUUGUUCUAUCAACAUUACCAGAAUUUUGA